Molecule: messenger RNA, 1680 nt
Organism: Bacidia gigantensis
Lineage: Eukaryota; Fungi; Ascomycota; Lecanoromycetes; Lecanorales; Ramalinaceae
Exons: 2
Coding region: 1-1680 (559 amino acids)
Source: RefSeq, a predicted model, not a curated record
AUGCCACCCACGAUGGCUCCGCCGAAGCAAAAGAUACCGUACGAAUUGAAGAAUCGUCGAGAAUGGGACCCCAAUUUUGUUGGAGAACCUCUGUCCGAUUCAGGUGAAUCUGAGUCCGAUACUUCUAGUGAUGAGUGGGUAGAAGGUGGCAUCGCUAGCGAAAGCGAGAGUACAGGCGGCGAGUCUUCUCGCAACAUUGCAUCGGUUCCAGCUUCUCGUCGAUCUGGCGGUCCAGAAGAGGAUGACGGACAAGGUUGGCAGACUGUUCAAACAAAAGGUAAAACACGACCAUCCAACACACCUUCGAGAAACAACCUACCACCACAAGCGUCGAGGACCAAUUUGCAGAAGUAUGUACACGCUCAAGUUUCCAGCCAAUCUUUGCAAACCCGACGACCAGCACAAGCUCAUCAUAGGCGACCUGUACCAGUCACACGACAGCGGAAAGUUGUUCCACCCGAUGCCAAGGGAAAUAGAUUGAUAAAGCCCUUCUUCAACUUUGCGAGAGACAAUCGUGCGAAAACGGCCUAUCGACAACGAAAGCCGCCGGACGGGAAUUACCAGCUCCACAAAAAUCCGAACGAGAUUGAGCCGGAUAUAAAACGAUUAUAUGACAUGCUAGCAGAGGUCGGUGUUCGCUGUAAUAGUUUCCUAAUUCCACCUCAGAGCUGGAAUGAGCGAAACAUUUUGAUUUGGGGCGACACACGCGCCUUAGCUAAGACCCGGGCUGCGUUGACGGAUUGGCUUCGACGAGCUGAGGAAGGCCCCGUCCAGAGAGCAAAAGGAAAGGACGCGUUUACUACCGAGAAUUCGACCAUAGGCCACUUACAUAAGAUGGAACUGAAGCGUCUACGCAACGAAAUCGAGUUGAAAUCCUUUCAGCAAGUUCCAGAUCCAGGUCGUCAUUUCGAACAUCAGGGGUGGUAUCCUUGGAGAGUUGAAGAACUAGACCCUAAAGAAGUCUUUGGUCACAGUAUGGAGGCUUUCGAUACUGUGAGGCAUGAGUGUAAGUGCCACAUCGUCUUCAACGAUAGGCUUGAAUGUUUCCGCAUAUAUACGGACUGCAAAGAUAGCGUGGAGCACGCUUUAUCCCGAAUUCGUGGCGCACACGAAAGCAUUCGUCAACAAAGUCAAUAUCCUAUUAUCAAGUUCAUGGUCAAUCCUCCGUCCGCCACAUCCGCGCUCAGCCAGAUUCAAUUAUCCAAAUCGCAGCCGACCAAAGAUACCGAGCAGUUCUCAAAGAUCCCUAGGCUUUCUGGACCGGCUCUCGAUGCAAAGGGCAGAAGUACAUGGGACCAGCAAAGCAGACGAAGCACUGCAGACAACCAGAAGUGGAUCGAAGAGUCCUUUAAAAAGCUCUGGCCGAGGUUAAAGUUCUAUGACGGCCACCUUCAUAUGCGCAUUGGGUUUGAUUUGUUAUCGCCGGAAAACCUCUCGUCCCAAAGUCUUGCUGAAUCCAGACCAACUUUCGUUGGACGCUUUCUCAUCCAUCGGUUUGACCGGCCAUCCAUCAUCUACGAAACGAUUUUGCAACCUGAUUCCCUGGAUUCAAUCAAGUACGACAUAGGGGCCUCGACAUGGUCACGUUCAGAUAGGAAGGGUGCUAAAGCACCUCUAGACUUUACCAUGGUCCAGGUCGAUGGGUAUUGGAAUCGAUCUCUAGCUUAUAGAGCAACGUAG